Molecule: messenger RNA, 354 nt
Organism: Aspergillus oryzae RIB40
Lineage: Eukaryota; Fungi; Ascomycota; Eurotiomycetes; Eurotiales; Aspergillaceae
Exons: 2
Coding region: 1-354 (117 amino acids)
Source: RefSeq, a predicted model, not a curated record
AUGCAAAUAAUCAACAACAAACGAUACCUCCUGGCAAACCACAUCGCCUCAGAACUACCUCCAGAGCGACAAGCUCCUCUCUUCAUCCGAAAAGACAUGGACAAAGUAGGCGCCAUGAUCAAACUUUCGAAGCGCAUAAGUUCAACCGCCUCCGCGGACACAGAAAGCAUGAAGAUGACUGGUGAACACCUUACCAAAGCCCCACCGGAGCGUCUCUUAGAGGACGAAAGGGAAUAUUCUCCAAGAACACCGAAACUGCUGGGCUAUGGUGGACCGGAACAGUCCCCAGAAGACGAAUAUAAGGGCGGAUAUAUCCACACCUUCGCCAUGGCGGGAAUGCCCGUGGGCGGGUGA